Drosophila navojoa is the source of this 2232-nucleotide messenger RNA. It is a transcript of the gene knon, whose product is annotated as knotted onions. Gene Ontology annotation, biological process: proton motive force-driven ATP synthesis. NCBI's taxonomy places the organism in Eukaryota, Metazoa, Arthropoda, Insecta, Diptera, Drosophilidae. Gene Ontology annotation, molecular function: proton transmembrane transporter activity. The record is from RefSeq and is a predicted model, not a curated record.
AUUUUAUAUAUUUUUAUAUGAGUCUUUCAAACACCGUCACUACACCGCUACACCACCAGCAUGUGGGAGAAGUUUGUAAAGUGCCUGGGCAAGGGCAAGGGCAAGAAGGAUAAGGGCUGCGGCAUCGAGCUCGCCGAGCUAUACAAGCGAGUGCCGCCCAAUCAGCGCAAGCAGUUUAAGGCCUUUGCCAAGCUGACCAACGAAUACAAAGCUCGCGUUGACAAAUAUCCAGCUGAAUUGCCCAAAAUCGAUUGGCCAUAUUACAAGGAGAACGUGCGCAAGGAGAUGGUCAGCUGGGUGGAUGACUUCCAAAAGAAGUAUGAGCAGCUGGACAACAUGAUCACCAAUCGGCAUUCGCUGAUUGACCACUCCAAGUACUUUGGAGAGUCUGAGGAGAUCACCAAGUGUGUGGAGCAGGAGGUCAAGAAGUACAAGGAGGAAUCGAAUAAGCGCAUCGCGGAGCUGCAGAAGAAAAUGGAGCAUUUGAAGGGCCUGAAGCCGUAUGUAGAAAUGACAAUGGAGGAGUUUUGUCUGGCGCAUCCCAACGAGGCGCCCGACUUUAUAAACAAGCCCACGUUUUGGCCGCACACGCCCGAAGAACAGAAGCCCGGACCAUCCGAGGAAGUAUCUCACGACGAGGAGGAGGGAGAGGCGCACGCGAAACCAAAAGAUAAGCCAGAUCCCUCAAAGACGCCACCAAAGACACCGCCAAAGACACCACCCACCGGAGCCGCGCCAGCUGGCAAAACUGAUGCUAAAGCAGCGGCUAAAAAGGAUGCCCCAAAGAAGGAUGCCCCAAAGGACGACCCGAAGAAGACCGAGCCCGCUGCUAGUCCGCCAAAGAAGGAGGAGAAGAAGGAGAAAGCAGCCGUGGUUAAAACUACCGAAGUAAGGGCGACUCAGCCCAAAGCGGAGAGUCAGACCGAGAGCCAGGCGGUCGAGAGUGCCGCAGUAAUGGCCUCCGAGGGCAUCGAGCUGGUCAAGACGAUGAUAGGCAAAGCCAUUGCUCUGUUCAAGACGGCCGUGUCGAAGAUGGGGGAGAAGCGGCAACAGGUCACAGAGACGGCGGCUGCCGAGCGAUUGAAGGCCAAAGCUGCUGUGGCUGCCAAGAGAGCAGAGAGGGCCAGAGAUGUGGACGAGGAUGUCUUCAAACGGGAGACUCGCUCCGACAUAUGCAACAAGACCAUAAUUCGCGGGGAGGACACAGCAGAGGCGGACGUCAAGCCGCAUCAUGUGGACCUGGACAUUGAGUCGGAUACGGAAGAGGACAAGUUCGCCAAGGAGAUGAAAAAGAAGCAAAUGAAAAAGCACAAGGAGUGCAUUCGCAAAUGCGUCGAGGCCGAGGACGAGUGUGAAGAGAAGAGGGCGAGCUGCUCGGAGCCGAAGCGAGAGCGUGCCUCGUCAUGCGACGACAGGCAGGAAGAGUACGACAAGUGCAAGAAGCCGCCGAAGAAAGAUCCGUGCGGUCCCAGACCUUCGAGCUGCGAUGCAUCCAAUGUCAGUGAACAGAUGAAAAUGCUGAAUGUGAAGCAGGAAUACUUUAAGCCGGAUACACCCGAUCAGGACCAGGAGCGUCGCAGAGCUCACGCCUCACUGCUGGAGGAGCCGAAGAAAUCAGCUAUAAAGAAACCGAACGUCAUGGUCAUGGAUGAGAGUAAGGGCAUCAAGACGAAUGUGGAAACUGUGGACCCCAUGAAAAUCAAGCCCGUGCAGGGAGUGAUGGCUGCAUCGCGCACGGACAUGCAGCAGGAAAUGGUCUGUGCCCGCAACGAGGGCGACGACUCGGUCAAAAUAAAUGCCGAGAGGGUGGCCAAAUUCGUGUUCGAGAUGGCCACCGGCACCGCCUCCCUGCUGUCGGAGGCCAAGAACAUUAUCGAGAAGGCCCAGCAGGAGCAGGGCCAGGGCGUCGAUGUGGAGGCUGCCUACCUGGAGGCCGAGGCCAAGGUAACUGCCGCCCUGAAUCACGCCCACAUGGCCCUCGACUCGGCCAAGGGGCUGGCCAAGCAGGCCAGCGUGGGCGACCAGGAGGCCAUUGCGCUGAUCGAGAAGCACGCGAUGCUCGCCCAGCUGCUGGCCUAUCGCGCCAUCACCAUGAAGAAGGAGAUCGCCAAGCUGCUGGCGGAUCUGCGUGGCGUUUAGCGAUUUUCCCUCAAUUUUCCAGUUGCAUUUCAGAUUCGUAACUCAGCUUUGUUGUUCGAACCGAGUUUUCAUUAAAUUUACUGUUGGGUUAAA